Molecule: messenger RNA, 978 nt
Organism: Erythranthe guttata (spotted monkey flower)
Lineage: Eukaryota; Viridiplantae; Streptophyta; Magnoliopsida; Lamiales; Phrymaceae
Cellular component (GO): mitochondrial intermembrane space
Source: RefSeq, a predicted model, not a curated record
AAUGAAGCUCAAAAGCAUUGUACUAAUCUAAUAUUUUGUCUUGCUAGGCAAAAAAAAAAGAAGAGAAAAAAAAAAGGAUGGUUAGGGCAUAUUCUCAAGAACACACAUACAAGCACCCAUGGGAACGAGUAACUGCCGCAUCGUGGAGAAAAUUCGCCGACCCAGAAAGCAAAAGCACCCUCUCCCACAUCCUCGAAGUUGAUACCUUGAGCCGCAAGCUUGACCGUAGUUCCGGGAAGCUCUACACGUCUCGAGCUAUAACCAUUCACGCACCAGGUCCAUGGUUUGUUCGUAAAAUCGUCGGUCAAGAUAUCUGCCACUGCAUCGAAUCAACGGUCGUAGACGCAAAAUCCCGGUCGAUGCAAAUCGCCACGCGUAAUAUCAGUCUCGACAAGUUCAUCGAAGUUGAGGAGAAGAUUAGGUACGAUCCGCACCCGGAGAAUCCAAAAGGGUGGACCGUAUGCAGUCAAGAAACGAGCAUAAGGAUAAAGCCGUUUUCAGCAUUGGCGUCAAUGGCGGAGAAGGUCGAACAGAGAUGCGUUGACAAGUUUCAGCUUAAUAGUGUUAAGGGGAGAGAGGUUAUGGAGAGGAUUUGCAACUUUCUUGAAGCCGAAUCCACAGGAAUUUCUCUCUAAUUUUUUUUUUUUUGGAGUAUUAUUUCGAUUGCUAGUUUCGAGUUUUUUGUACAACAUUAUUCGUUAUGGAUGUUCGUUUUCAAUCGCAGAUCGGCCCAAAAAAUAUUGUAACAACCAAACAUCAAAUAAGACUCGUUUAUUCCAAACGGGACGUAGAUUGUGUCCAUUCAUCGUGUUCUAAGAUAACACAUUAAAAUCGGAGUAAUGGCAGAAAAUAGAAUAGCAUCACAAGGAUUGAUUUCUGGAAGUAGAGAUAUUAUAAAGGCAAAUUAAAGCAUAAUUUACAAUCUGACAAGUCUUUCAUGGAUUGUCUUUAAAAACUAUCUAAGGAAACACAGAAAAC